ACAUCCAAGAUGUUUAGAUCCUGUUUCGACAUCUUAGUGGUGGCGCUCUUGUUGUUCCCCUGGUCUAACGCUGCUUCCACUAGUAAUGUUACAGAAGGCUGUGAUGUAAAUAGCUCAGUGGAGAAAAAAAUCUUCUGUUAUUUCAACGCUGAAGAUGACUCUUUCAAGAUAGACUCCAUCAACCCGUGUCUCUGCACUCAUCUGGUUUAUGAUUACUGGGGUAUCCUUCCAAAUCUAACUCUUUCUUCAGUGCCAGGCGAGGAGUUAAAGGCGCUAACUCUGUUGAAACAAAUCAACCCACAAGUUAAAGUGCUGGUAUCUUUACGGGGAGUUCAAACCGAGAAUGAUAAAAAUACGACUUCGAAAGAAGAAAAUGUUGUUGAACCCAAAGCCUUAGAGAGAUUUGCAGAAUCUGUGCGUAAGUUUGUAGACAACUUCCAUGUGGAUGGUGUGGUCAUCGAUGUCCAGUAUAGGCGACACAACAGAUUGGACAAACUGGACCCCCAUAAGGAAGGAGUCACUCUUUUGUUAAAGGCAAUACGAGAAGCUUUGGAUAAGAAAAUCGCCUCCAGUGACAGAAUUAUUGGAGUAACAGUGUCCAGACAUCCAUUUAGUCUCAUCAACGGCUAUAAUUUUGGUCACUUAUCAAGCUACGUGGACUUUUUUAAUCUACCAGCCUUUGACCUGGUGGCCAACAAAAGAGGAAGUGAUUUCAGUCAUCCGGCACGCUUACAUGGAGUAGGAGACAUGGAGAAUAUGGACUCUUUAGUUGAUCUGAUGCUGUCGCUAGGGGUCCAGAGAGAGAAACUAAUAGUCGGUAUACCAGCUCAUGGAAUAUCUUACAAAAUGAUAGGCAGUACCGAACUGUCAAGAUCAUCUCCAAAUGCUUGGACGGUUCCAUAUUCGGAGCUCUGUAAGUUAUCUGGAGCUCCCUGGUGGAAAGUACAUCGCGAGAAAGACCAAACAGCACCUUUUGUUUUUGACAGAGACAUAAAAGUUGGGUUUGACGAUGAAAUUAGCGUGAGACUGAAGGCUAAAUACAUCCUUCUAAGAAAACUUGGCGGAGCCACCUUGUGGUGGAUAAACGAAGAUGAUUCUCAAGAUGAUUGCGGUAGAGGUCACUAUCCUCUUCUCCGUAACGUGUGGGAUGUAUUUUCGGACAACGUGAAGAACGGUACCAAGUUAGAGUUGGGGUUGGACGAUCUCGAGGAAUACCUAGAGGGUGCUGAGUCUCAGUUCGUUGAUGUUGUGGAUAAAGUGGGUUUGAUUGAUCGUAUCGAUGGGUAUAAUGUGAAAGUUUGUUCCCGACAAGGCUACUACAGACAUUCCGAGGAUUGUAGCCGAUUCUACCGCUGUGUUAAGUUUAACCAAUACAGCGAGGAGUACACUAUAUUUGAAUAUGACUGUCCACCAGGCCUCGUCUUUGAUGAACGAUAUGAAGUAUGUAACUGGCCAUCGUGGUCUCCCCCUUGUGAAGGAUCAGGAGAAGUCUUCCCUGUUCCUAGGGACACCUUCAUUUGUCCAGGUCCUGGUUACUUUCAUGAUCCAGAAAACUGUAGGUGGUUCUACUACUGCAUGGAUUUCUGGGGUAAUAGUACUCUUCAGGCUUUUGAGUUUAAAUGCCCUUUUAAUCUAGUAUUUGAUGAGGAUAAGUUGUUGUGUAAUUGGCCAUGGUUGGUUCCAGGAUGUUACAAUAUUUAUGGACUCUUUGGAACACGAAUUAGAGGAUAUAAUGGGAAUAUUCCAAGAGCUAAUUACCAGGAAAUUGGAAUAGACCCCGAAUAUAAACUUGGUGGCCUAUAUACUGAUGAAAAAACUCCUUAUGCUGGAUAUGACGACCGAAUACAAGCAAGACCAGUGCUUGAUGGGACAAACAAAGAAUAUUUAGGUCUAAGUGGAUUUCAUGGAAAUGGAUACCAAACAGGAUUCCGACAACUAAGGCCAUACUCAAAUGGACUUCUUAAUGGUCAAAAGAAGAACUAUUAUCUAGGACGUGGACUAGGAGGUUUAUCAACGGGACCCGUUGUUAAACAAAAAUAUCUAAUACCAGUGCCCCAGGUUGGAUCUGAUAUUUCUACAUUUUAUAAUGAACAAGGCAGAGCAGGAUUUAAUCCGCAUAUUUUACAAGAUGGACAACAAUAUAUCAGUCAUACUGGGCAAGCUGAUUUAGGGUUUAUUGAUCGGGGUGAACAAAGUUAUGGUAGCCAAGUUGAAAAUGAUAGACCAGAACUCAUUGAUGAGGUUACAGGUGAUAAUCCUGUGCUUGUUAGUGAGGUCGGACAAGGCAGUCCAAAUUAUGAUAGUCAAGUUAAACAGGGUAUUCCAGUUUAUGUAAGUCAAAUUGAACGAGGAUCUCCAGAAUUGAUAGAACAAGUUGAACAAGAAACACCAGGACUUGUUAGUGAGGAUAAAAGAGGUAACACAGAGUUUAGUGAUCAGGUUAAUCAGGGUUUUCCAAUAUCUGUAAGCCAGGAUGAACAAGGAACACAAGACUUUCAAGGUAAACUUGUACAAGGAGGACCAGGAUUUGUUAGUGAAGGCAAACAAGGUGUUCCAGAAAAUGUUGACUUAGUUAUACAGGAUAGUCCAGAGUGUGUUGAACAAUGUGGACAAGGAAGUCCAGAGUUUAUUGAUCAAGCUAAACCAGAAACUCCAGAGUUUGUUAAUCAAGAUGUACAAGAAACUCCAGAGUUUUUAAAUCAAGAUGUACAAGAAACUCCAGAGUUUUUAAAUCAAGGUAUACAUGUAACUCCAGGGUUUGUUGACCUAGGUAGACAAGAAACUCCAGGGUUUGUUGACCUAGGUAGACAAGAAACUCCAGAAUUUGCUAAUCAAAGACAAGUGACUCCAGCAUUUGUCAAUCAAGGUAGACAAGGAAUUCCGAAACUUAUUAGUCACCAUCAACUUAUAAGUUAUGGUAAUUCAGAUAAGUACAUCCCUGAAACCUUCUCUCCAACUGGAAAAGGAUCUAGUUUCUAUUAUGUACCAAUUGCUAGGGAUCCUUACCUUGAGUCAACACCAAAUAGAUCAUGGUUGAAAGAAUUAAGUAUUCGUGCACUUUUUGAAACUGGUGGACCUUACAUAAAAGAUCAAUAUCAUACAAGACAACAGAAUGAGCAACUUGAUACUCAUCAAGGAAAGCUUUUUCCGUUGGUUCCUUCGAUAGGAAAGCGAUUUGUGUCAUAUUUUAUCAAAGGAGAUGACGUUUUCAGAAAAGGAAACGGUGCUAGACAUAUUACACCAGCCAGACCAAUAUCGCCGUACAAACACACUCCUCUCAAUCCAUCGGUAAUCAUACAUUCUCCUCAAACAAAUAAAGAAAUUUUCCCUUAUAGAAACCAGUAUGUUCUACCGGAAACACUUUAUAAUGGUGUCAAAAAACCUGAAUACUCAUAUGUACCACGCAGACGGCUCCCUGUUUAUCCAGGACGUCUUAAUCUGAGGACUCAAUAUACAACAGGUCAAGAAAGGGGAAUUUGGCCUGAACAAAAACCAGUUACACCUUAUAAAAGACCAGUAAAUGUUCCAUACUUCCCUGAUAUUAGAUCUGGUGGUUUACAACAGACUGUUAUUGGCUACCAAGAUACAGGAAGGCCACCCAGUGAGAGAACUUUAAAUAAACAAACACUAUUAGAACAACCAUUAAAAAUUCAAGGAUUUCAAACACCUAAUGAAAAUUAUAACUUGCAUUUACCCAAAUGGGAGACUUCAGCACAAGAACACAAUCUUAAAAAUCCCCUUAAACCCUCAGCUGUUCCUAUAGCUCAUGAUAAUUAUAAUAUAUUACCACCAAAUGAAUAUAUUUCAGAACAAGAAGUCCCAAAACAGCCCUUUAAGACUGUAAAUAUACUUCCACCUAGGGGAAAAAUAUUAGUGCAGCAAGAAGUUCCAGAACAGCCUUUAAAGACUUUAAAUAUACCAGUGACUGGAGAAUAUUAUAAAAUACCACCAUCUACUGUCAUUUUAAUACAGGAAAUUCCAGAUCAAAUACCAGAGACCUUAGAUGGUGAAAAUUAUGAUCUGCCGCCAAGUAUUCAGGAAGUUCCGAUACAGCAACAAAUUUCAGAAGAUCCGAAAAAUGCUCCAAACAUACCAAUUACUUCUUAUGAUUACGAGCAACCGCCACCUAAUGGAGAGAUUUUGUUACAACAAGAUAUUCUAGAACAACCACUGAAUCCCGUAGAUGUACCAAUAUCUGAUAUAAAUUUUGAACCACCACCACCUAAUGAUGUUCCAACAGAUGGUGAAAAUUAUGAUCUGCCGCCAAGUAUUCAGGAAGUUCCGAUACAGCAACAAAUUUCGGAAGAACCGAAAAAUGCUCCAAACAUACCGACUAUUGCUGAUGAUUACGAGCAACCCCCACCUAGUGGAGAGAUUUUAUUACAACAAGAUAUUCUAGAACAACCACUGAAUCCCGUAGAUAUACCAAUAUCUGAUAUAAAUUUUGAAACACCACCACCUAAUGAUGUUCCAACAGAUGGUGAAAAUUAUGAUCUGCCGCCAAGUAUUCAGGAAGUUCCGAUACAGCAACAAAUUUCAGAAGAACCAAAAAAGGCUCCAAACAUACCAAUUACUUCUUAUGAUUACGAGCAACCGCCACCUAAUGGAGAGAUUUUGUUACAACAAGAUAUUCUAGAACAACCACUGAAUCCCGUAGAUGUACCAAUAUCUGAUAUCAAUUUUGAACCACCACCACCUAAUGAUGUUCGAACAGAUGGUGAAAAUUUUCCUCCAGUUAGGGAAGUUUUGAUUCAACCAGAAGUUCCUGGUACUUCAUUGGAAGGAAAAAAUGAGAAUAUCGAACAACCCAUAGAAAAUCCAAUUAUAGCACCCCCUGAUGGCAAGAAUUAUGUACCACCUGGUAGUGAAGAAAUAAUAAUACAACAAGAAUUCCCUGUUUUGCCAGAUGAAUUCGGGAAAGAAGGAAUUGGACAAAAAUUAAAUCAACCCACUAUUCCAUUUUUUAAUGAGAAUUUUGAUUCAGUCCCACAAGAAGGGUUAAAAUAUGGGUAUUCUGAUCAAACAAACGAAUCUCCACCUCUACUGCCAUUAGGCGGAGAGCCUGAUUUAUUGCUACCUAAUGGGGAGGCUGUAAUACAAAAAGAACCAGACACUGUUGGUAUAGUACCAGAAGAUGUAAGUGAUAAACAAUCAUUAGAAGCUGCAGCUCUACGACCACCUGGUGGCGAGUUUGCUCAACCUCCCUUAAAUAUAGAAACUCCUGUACAAGAAGUAAUUCCAAUUGUUUCUGAAAACCUGGAUGAGGACAUAAUUGAAGAAAAACCGUUUAUAGUUGAAGAUUCACCGCCAUCUGAUUAUGAGGUUCUUCUCCAGCGUGUAGAACCAAUAAGUGAAACUCCUCUAAAACCUGUGCCGAAUGACUUUCCUUACAUUGACAAUGUUAAAGACAUUCCGCGAGAAGAUACACUGAAAAUUAAUCAAGAGAUACCGGAAGAAGCGGAUAAUCUGGAUCGAUUCCGUAGCCCUCUAGCGGGAAAGUUAGCUGUAAAGGGGCGAAACAACAUUCCUGUAACAGCUUGUACCCGUCCUGGCUUGUUUCGACACCCAGAUGAUUGUGGAAAGUUUUAUGAAUGUUACUGGGACAAAACUAUUAAUAAAUUUACCUUGCACAUAUUCAGUUGUCCUGUCAAACUAGUGUUCGACGAGCAUAUUCUAGGCUGUGGUUCUUCAUGGUCAGGGCUUCCUUGUGUGACAAAGAAAUAGGAAAUUAUUUUAUUGAUUAGAUUAUCCUCUAAGGGUGAAAGACUUAUCGCGAUAGUAUUUGAUGAAAGAUUAUUGAUUCUCAUUAAGUUAACAAA
Limulus polyphemus (Atlantic horseshoe crab) is the source of this 5819-nucleotide messenger RNA. RefSeq lists its product as uncharacterized. NCBI's taxonomy places the organism in Eukaryota, Metazoa, Arthropoda, Merostomata, Xiphosura, Limulidae. Bases 10 to 5724 code for a protein of 1904 amino acids. Gene Ontology annotation, cellular component: extracellular region. The record is from RefSeq and is a predicted model, not a curated record. Gene Ontology annotation, biological process: chitin catabolic process; carbohydrate metabolic process. Gene Ontology annotation, molecular function: chitinase activity; chitin binding. The transcript is spliced from 9 exons.